CAGCCCACACUGAUCCACACAGCGCCUCAAUUCCAGUCUUAUAGCCUGCGUUUUCUCUCCUGCCUCCCGCCGGAGUCGCGACUGCCAUCCACGGAAUCUAGCUUAGCUACUGCUACUAGGACCUCCCUUAGCUGCCCAUAAAAGGUGGGAAAUAAAAGAGAAGUUCUACCUCAAUCUUGUAACCCGACAAUAUUUUCCCACCCCUCUGAACAAGAGACUUGGAGUUACUUGGAACUACACUCAACUUUGAGGGUUACAGAGUUUAGACAAAACAGAAGUCCGAGCUGAAAAAGCCUGUAAGCGAUAUUUAAACUCUGCGCUAAAGAGCUCAGCAGCUUCACCGCUUCAGUCUGAGACUAAUGAUGUGAGGAUGAGCUACAGACACGUUAACACGGAAGUUCUCACCUCCAUCCACUUCGAGCAGAGACGCUCUGCAGACGUUAGUCCUGAUCUUCUCUCAGCUCCACAUGUCAAUCAAACUGACUCGCUCCGAGUUUCAGCUCCACUCAGACCUGCAGGAUGAGGACCGUUUAUCUGGGAAUGCUGCUCUUAUUCCAAAGCGCUGUUUCCUCCUUAACGGAGUUCAGCGUUAAUGGAGAGAUCAGGAACUUUGCUGUUGGAAACGGGAAAGUGUUCGUCGUCACCGACUCUCAGCUCCUCCAGAUGAGGCUCGAUCUAGUAGAGGAAAAACAGAAGGACAUACAGAACCACAGACACCAGAACCGAGUUAAUAUUUUACUGCCUUUCGACGCGAAUAAGACCCUGAUAACCUGCGGAACCUCUGACUGUGGAUACUGUGAACUCCUGGACAUCAAUGACAUCAGCAGAAGUCUCUACAGGGAGGAUGUUACAGUCGGACCAUCUGUUAAUAAAUCAUCUGUUUCUUUUCUUGUAGAUUUUGAUGAAGGAACAGAGAAAUACAUGCUGGUUGCCAGAGAAAAGGUUCCUGAUGACUGUGGCUCUGAUGAAGGAGUUUUUCUGCAGAACACUCUGGAAUCUCAGGCAGGAGGAAUUUUCUCUAAAUCAGGCAUUGAGCCAAUUGAAACCAGCAUUUCUCUACAGAGUGAUGCUGAGUGGAUUGACGGCUUCCAAUCAUCUCCUCCCUCUCACUCGUACCUGCUGGUGAACGUUAAGUCUAGAACAGGUCCAGCUGUGGUGGUCUUAAGGAUGAAGAACAGCCACAGUAAAACUGAAAUGACCAGAUCUUUAGAAGGUGCAGUGCUACAGUGCUGUGAUGAUAAAGAGCGUAAAAAGCUCUUGUCCUCCUCUGUAGUUCUCUCCUCUGGAUCUCCUCUUCUCUGGGCGGGAAUAUUCACUGCACAAGAAUCGAACGACCCCCAGAAAACUGCUUUGGCCAUUUACGACCUGAGUCAGAUCAGAGACCGAGUACCUUCAUAUUUCAGCUGUAAACCAACGUGCAGAGCUCAGAAAGGAGAAGAUGUUCUGAGGCCUCGUGCUGUGGUGCUCAAACACAGGUCAAUGUCAUCUGUAGCAGCAGAAAAGAAAGGAGCCUGGAUUGAGCUCUACAUAGGAACUGCUACUGGACAACUGCUGAAGGUCUGA
Molecule: messenger RNA, 1563 nt
Organism: Pygocentrus nattereri (red-bellied piranha)
Lineage: Eukaryota; Metazoa; Chordata; Actinopteri; Characiformes; Serrasalmidae
Exons: 2
Coding region: 520-1563 (347 amino acids)
Molecular function (GO): protein binding
Source: RefSeq, a predicted model, not a curated record